Ochotona princeps (American pika) is the source of this 801-nucleotide messenger RNA. RefSeq names its product homeobox D12 (gene HOXD12). Lineage: Eukaryota; Metazoa; Chordata; Mammalia; Lagomorpha; Ochotonidae. Gene Ontology annotation, biological process: regulation of DNA-templated transcription. Gene Ontology annotation, molecular function: DNA-binding transcription factor activity, RNA polymerase II-specific; sequence-specific double-stranded DNA binding. Bases 1 to 801 code for a protein of 266 amino acids. The transcript has 2 exons. The record is from RefSeq and is a predicted model, not a curated record.
AUGUGUGAGCGCAGUCUUUACAGAGCGGGCUAUGUGGGCUCACUUCUGAAUCUGCAGUCGCCCGACUCUUUCUAUUUUUCCAACCUGCGGCCGAAUGGCAGCCAGUUGGCCGCGCUGCCCCCCAUCUCGUACCCACGCGGCGCGCUGCCCUGGCCCGCCACGCCCGCCUCGUGCGCUGCCGCACAGUCUGCGGGCGCCACUGCCUUCAGUGGCUUCUCUCAGCCCUACCUGGCCGGCUCUGGGCCUCUGGGCCUUCAGCCUCCGGGCGCCAAGGAAGAACAGGUCAAGUUCUAUUCGUCGGAAACAGCCGCGGGUCCCGAAGAGCGCGCCCGCCCACGGCCGCCCUUCGCCCCAGAGUCUAGCUUGGCCCCUGCAGCACUCAAAGCGGCCAAGUACGACUACACGGGUGUGGGCCGUGCUGCGCCUGGCUCUGCGACGCUGCUCCAGGGGGCUCCCUGCACCACCGGCUUCAAGGAAGACACCAAGAGCACGCUCAACUUGAACAUGACGGUGCAGGCGACGACGGGUGUCACUUCAUGCUUGAGACCUUCGCUGCCCGACGGCCUGCCAUGGGGUGCUGCCCCGGGGAGGGCCCGCAAGAAACGCAAACCCUACACGAAGCAGCAGAUCGCGGAGCUGGAGAACGAAUUCCUCCUCAACGAAUUCAUCAACAGGCAGAAACGCAAGGAAUUGUCCAAUAGGCUAAACCUCAGUGACCAGCAGGUCAAAAUCUGGUUCCAGAAUCGGCGCAUGAAGAAGAAGCGCGUGGUUCUGCGUGAGCAAGCGCUGGCGCUUUACUGA